Plasmodium fragile is the source of this 498-nucleotide messenger RNA. RefSeq lists its product as uncharacterized. NCBI's taxonomy places the organism in Eukaryota, Apicomplexa, Aconoidasida, Haemosporida, Plasmodiidae. The coding region runs from base 1 to 498 and encodes 165 amino acids. The transcript has 2 exons. The record is from RefSeq and is a predicted model, not a curated record.
AUGGCAAAAAAGGGGAAAGGGAAAAAAAAGGACGAUGACUCGCUUGGCGAUCAGCCAGUGGAAGAAAUGAAAGCGGACGAUGAUAAAGAAGAACAUGGGAUUACGUCCACCGGCACUAACAUGAAUGAAGAGGGAAGCGGCCCCACACAGGGUUAUGUAGACCCCAAGACGUACAACAAGUUCAAAAACGACGGCUCGUUCUUGGCUCAGGUGCUAGCGCUCCAGAAGAAAAAAAAGGUGAGGAAGAUAAAGGAGGCUGAGGGAACAGACGGGAAAAAGAAAAAGAAGUCCAGGAAGACGUCUUCCCAGCAGGGGGAUGAUGAAGAGGACGCUGAAGCAGAGAACGACAAAAAGGAAAAGCACGCCAAAACAAAUGAAGAGGAUGAGGAAGACGAAAGAGAAGUAGCUAUAAAAAAUGAGUACAUUGAAAAGAUUAACAAAAUGAAGGAGGAGGGUCUUUUCACGGACAAGGGGAUCGGAGCUGGGAUGGUUAAGUGA